AUUUUGAUUUUUUUUUUCCUUCGUUUUUAUUUUUCUCUCACUUCACCUGCUAUCUCUCGAGGACCUCGUGGCGGUGACGGCAGGACUGAACGAAAAAAACUCCUUUCACGCCGACUUUGUGCUCCGUUUUUAAAUUGUCGUUGGCUUUAAUUUUUUUUUUUUUUUUUGCCUCCUAUUUGGGGAUUUUUUCGGGGGCUCUUUUUGUCAGUUUUUUUUUUUUUUCCUUUCAUUUCCCCCUUCCCCACCGCAUACAUUCGAUUUGAUUUUUGAUUUUUUUUUUUUUUUUCCUGCCGGAUUUGGAGGAAAACUGCCCGGCUUCUAGCAUGAUGUCUUACCUCAAACAGCCCCCUUACGGCAUGAAUGGGCUGGGGCUCACGGGCCCGGCCAUGGAUCUGCUGCAUCCCUCCGUGGGGUAUCCGGCCACCCCGCGGAAGCAGCGGCGGGAGCGCACCACCUUCACCCGCUCGCAGCUGGACGUGCUGGAGGCGCUCUUUGCCAAGACCCGCUACCCUGACAUCUUCAUGCGGGAGGAGGUCGCCCUGAAGAUCAACCUGCCCGAAUCCCGAGUCCAGGUCUGGUUCAAGAACCGCCGCGCCAAGUGCCGGCAGCAGCAGCAGAGCGGCGGCGGGGCCAAGAGCCGUCCGGCCAAGAAGAAAUCGUCCCCCGCUCGGGAGAGCUCGGGUUCGGAGAGCAGCGGGCAGUUCACGCCGCCGGCAGCGGCCUCCAGCUCCGCCUCGUCUUCCUCCUCCAGCUCGGCCUCCUCAGCCCCGGUGGGCGCCCCGGCCUCUCUCAGCACCCCGGCGUCAUCCAUCUGGAGCCCGGCUUCCAUCUCUCCCGGCGCGGCGCCCGCGGGGGUGACGGUGCCCGAGCCGCUGCCGCCGGCCGCCGCCUCCUGCAUGCAGCGGGCCGGCCCCGCCGCCUCGGCCGCCUCCGCCUCCUACCCCGUGUCCUACAGCCAGGGCGGGGGGUACGGCCAGGGCUACCCCGCGCCGCCCUCCUCGUCCUACUUCGGGGGCGUGGAUUGCAGCUCCUACCUGGCGCCCAUGCACUCCCACCACCAUCCCCACCAGCUCAGCCCCAUGGGGCCCUCCUCGGUGCCGGGCCACCACCACCACCACCCGCUGAGCCAGAGCUCGGGCCACCACCACCAUCACCACCACCACCACCACCACCAAGGUUACGGCGGCACGGGGCUGCCCUUCAACUCCUCCGACUGCCUGGACUACAAGGAGCCCGCCGCUGCCGCUGCCGCCUCCUGGAAGCUCAACUUCAACUCCCCCGACUGCCUUGACUACAAGGACCAGGCGUCCUGGCGCUUCCAGGUCUUGUGAGGGACCGGUCACCAUCCCCCCAAGCUGCCACUGACCCCCCACCCGGGGACUCCCCACCGCCUCCUGGGCAGGACUCUGGGCUCUUCCUCCUUCUCCUCCCUCUUCGUUAGCAGUGGCGAUGUCCUGGGGAGGUCCUGCCGCCCCCAUCUCUACUGACUGAUAUUUAUUUGCUUCCUGCACCACUCCACCAGGUUUAUUAUAAUUAUUAUUUUUUUAAAAGCAACAGAAGAGGAGUUAAAAAAAAAAAAAAAAAAAAAGAAAAUUAAAAAGCCAAGCGUGUCCCCUGCUGCCCCCCGGGCAGAGGCGCAGGCUGGCUCCUGCCCUGCCAGUGCCCCCCAGCUUUGAGCAGGGACCCUCAGCCCCUGCGGGUGUGGAAGCCCCGGCUCGCCAGUCCUGUACAGCCUCUUGCCGCGGGGAGCGGCGGGAAUGAUGUAAAUACUCGGUCCGUUCCAGUGACCACAAUUAUUUUUAGUUGAUGCUGUUGGGUUGGCAUUUAUCUAGAGUCUAACAUGGAACAGAACGUUAAAAGAAAAAAAAUCUUUUUUAAUUUCGAUUUUCUUCCCUAAAAAAAAAAAUGAAUCUUUCCCGGUCUCAUGUCCUCCGUCCGUCCUCGAGGGCUCUGCACAAGCUUGGCUGUGCCGUCCUGGGGCUGAGGGUGAGGGGGGCAUGGAAGCAGCCAUGGGAGGUGUCCAGAAGGGAGGCAAAGGGGAAGGGAGGAAAGGCUGCCUGCCUGAUCCACAACCUGCAGACCAAAAAA
Messenger RNA from Vidua macroura (Pin-tailed whydah), 2088 nucleotides. It is a transcript of the gene OTX1, whose product is annotated as orthodenticle homeobox 1. The record is from RefSeq and is a predicted model, not a curated record. Gene Ontology annotation, molecular function: RNA polymerase II cis-regulatory region sequence-specific DNA binding; DNA-binding transcription factor activity, RNA polymerase II-specific. Bases 324 to 1331 code for a protein of 335 amino acids. Gene Ontology annotation, cellular component: nucleus. Lineage: Eukaryota; Metazoa; Chordata; Aves; Passeriformes; Viduidae. Gene Ontology annotation, biological process: multicellular organism development; regulation of transcription by RNA polymerase II. The transcript has 3 exons.